Molecule: messenger RNA, 512 nt
Organism: Cyanistes caeruleus (blue tit)
Lineage: Eukaryota; Metazoa; Chordata; Aves; Passeriformes; Paridae
Source: RefSeq, a predicted model, not a curated record
GGCAGGAUUUGGGGUGCCAGGCACUCACCCUGCUGUUCCUCUGCCCUUUUCCAGACAAGCCAACAGCGAAGAUCGAGCCACACCCGCAGUACCCGCGGGAGGGGGAGAAGCUGCAGCUGCAGUGCGACGGGCAGGGCAACCCCAUCCCACAGGAAUUCCUCUGGGAGAAGGAGGGCAGCGAUGCUCCCCUGCAGCUCAGCUCCGAGAGCGUCCUCAUCUUCCCCUUCCUCAACAAGAGUGACAGUGGCACCUACGUGUGCACGGCCACCAGCUCCAUGGGCAGCGUGGUGGCCAAGUACAACCUGGACGUCAGUGGUGAGUGUGGCGUGGCUGGAGUGUCCUGGGGAAGGGGCAGGGGGGUCACUGCAUCCCCUGUGCCCCAAAAGUGUCACCGUGGCACCCCUGGGAUUGUCCUUGGCUGGGGAGGGGCAGCUCCUGCUGCUCCCCACGUGGUGCUGUGGCCUGGGCUGCCCUGACUGUGCUCUGCUUGUCCCCAUGUCCCCAUAUCCCCA